Phyllopteryx taeniolatus (common seadragon) is the source of this 787-nucleotide messenger RNA. RefSeq names its product RNA polymerase I and III subunit D (gene polr1d). The coding region runs from base 230 to 574 and encodes 114 amino acids. Lineage: Eukaryota; Metazoa; Chordata; Actinopteri; Syngnathiformes; Syngnathidae. Gene Ontology annotation, biological process: DNA-templated transcription. The record is from RefSeq and is a predicted model, not a curated record. Gene Ontology annotation, cellular component: RNA polymerase III complex; RNA polymerase I complex. Gene Ontology annotation, molecular function: DNA-directed RNA polymerase activity; protein dimerization activity; DNA binding. The transcript has 5 exons.
UACAUUUUCCCGAUAUUUAUUCUUACAGGUUAUUUUGAGGCGAUUUGUUCUAUAACAGCCUGACUUUCAACGCUUAAAAAAACGAAAUUAGACGACAUAAUAAAUCUGAUUGAUACAUGAUUUUUUGGCUUUUGUAGCAUGUAAACAAACGUACCCCACCAUUACCUGUCAGACAAAAACAGGUUCGUUUUCAUCAACAAUACUCACUGUGGCAGUGUAAGCUUACAGCAUGGCAGCUGAAGGCGAGAAGAAAUGCAUUCUGGAGAUGGUCCAAGCUGAUGGUUCCGAUGAGGGCAGUGUGACGUUUGUGUUGCAUGAUGAAGACCAUACACUGGGGAACUCCCUGCGAUACAUGAUCAUGAAAGACGAGUCAGUUGAGUUUUGCGGCUACACCAUCACGCAUCCAUCAGAGAGCAAGAUCAACUUUCGCAUUCAGACACGAGAUGGAACUCCAGCUGUAGAGCCUCUGAGGAGGGGUCUAACUGAACUCCGGGAUGUUUGUCAGCAUGUUCUCAAUACCUUUGAGGCAAACGUAAAGGAGUUCAAAGAGAAGCAGGAGCAACCCAUGGAAUGAAGACCAUUAACCAAAAUCAGUUAACAUUUCUUCUGUAUAUAUAUUGUCUUAUUUAUAUACUAAGUCUAGUUUUAUACAGAAGGGACGGCAUGUUCAAAGAUGUUUGUAGGGCCUUUUUUGUGAAAAAAAGCAUGUUUGCAUUUUUUUUCUGUACCAUUUUUCUUGAAUUGUUGGCAUGAGGAGAGAAAACAACAUUAAACUUUCAAACACAAA